CUCCCGUCGUUCCAAGUAACUUUUCGCAUGUGACAGCAGCCACACCCUGCUACACUGCUCUGACAGGCAGGCUAGACCGGGUGAGGGUAGCUGGGGGACCUCAUACCCUGGUGAGAUAGGGACAUGCCUGUCCGAGCACACAACAUCAGCUCCAGUGGACAAGCGGGUGAGACCUACAGUGAGAUCCAAUGGCCAGGAAGGUGGUUCUAUAUUCCGUGGAGAGCAAAGGGACGACAAGGAAGAGAACGUGUCAUGGUCAUCUACUGCAACCAAGGAAGACACAAGUUCUGAUGACUACUCGUCCCACUGGACCCGGACCUCCGAAGUUGAGAGAGUGGAUCGUCCCAGUGCAACAGCUUUUCCACCAGAAAUUCUCCUGCAUAGGUUUCCUGUCAUCAUUGGAUACGAUGGACACAUCAACCAUGAUCUGAAGGCGUGAUGAGGGUGCUGGUUGUGCUGGUGUUCCUGGGAGCCAUCCCGCUUGGCUCCAGUCAAGAGGAGUACCUCACAUUGGAGCCGUUCGAGGAGGAGACCGUGCUCCCAGAUCUGGUCGUCAAGGAGGAAGUGGAGGAGGAGAUUCUGGGAACGCCAGUUCAGAGACUUGCCUAUUCCAUCUCUGAAUUCGGCUACGAUCUUUACCGGCUGGUGGCCAACUCGGAUCCCAGAGCCAACGUCUUCCUGUCUCCCCUGAGUGUGGCCUCGAGCCUGUCUGCACUGUCACUUGGUGACCUUUCCAGAGUGAAGGAACUGGUGCAGCAAACCCUGAACUAUGGAUCACUGCAGGACCUGGAUGUGCACCGCGUGUUCAAGGACCUACUGGCUGAGAUCAGUGCCCAGCCCAAGCAGUUCAGAACGGCCGCACGCAUAUACAGCAAGCAAAAACUGAGGAUGCGGGCUGCCUUCAUGAAUCAGGUCAGUCAGUUCUACGGCUCCCGACCCAAGGCCCUCACUGGGAACACACCUGCGGACAUCCGGAACAUCAACCAGUGGGUGAGAACACAGACAGACAGACACAUCACUCAGGCCAUCAGCACCAUCCCACACAGCCUCAGCCUGCUCCUACUCAGCGCCACACACUUCAGCGGGAAGCUGGUGACGAGCUUUAACUCGGCCAACACGCAUCUGCAGACAUUCCGGACCGGAUCCAUGCAGGAGGUGGACAUUCCAAUGAUGACCAGUCCACACUACCCGAUGCGUUACGGCUACGAUUCGGAGUUGCGCUGUAAGAUCGGCCUGUUCCCGUACCAGGGUGACGUCAGCCUGUUGGUCUUCCUGCCCAGCGGCCCCCUGUACAACAUGACCGGGAUCGAGGACAGCCUGACCCCUGUAUUUGUCCAUGACCUUGUCAGCCAGCUUCAGUCGGUCUGGGCCAGUGUCUCCCUCCCCAGGCUCAAAAUUAACUCCAGACUGGAGCUGAAGAAUGUACUGGCAGACAUGAAUCUGAGUCCUCUCUACACCUCGUCCGUGCUGAAGAAGCUCUCCCCCAUCCCCGUCUCCAUCUCCAGCAUCACCCACACAGCCUCCCUGUUGCUGGAUGAAAAGGGGACGCAGGACACUGACCUCAGCAACCCUACCAGCCCUCGGCUCAACCUCGAGUUCCACGUCAACCAACCCUUCAUCCUGGUCGUGUAUGACAAUGCUUCCGGCUCUCUGCUGCACAUUGCAAAGGUCUUCGAUCCCAGGAAUCUGGUGGCAAGCCUGCACACAGGGCUGGCAUAGCAGUGAUCAUCAGCAACACACUCACACCCAGAUGGGAGGAGGCAGCUCCCCUCACCCUCCUCACCCUCCCAUCUCCCUCCAUAUCCUUCCUCACCCUACCUGUCCACACCACCCGCCUCCCUAACCUUCUGCACCCUUCUCCGUCCCAUUUUCCCCUCUUCUCAUCCUUCUCCCCCUCUUCUCAUCCUUCUCCCCCUCUUCUCAUCCUUCUCCCCCUCUCAAUCCAUCCUCAGUCCCCUCACUCAGCCUCUUCAACCCCUGACCCCAAAUGUUCCACCUUUCUCACUGUCCUUUCCAUCACACACUCUCUGUUUCUGUCUGCCUGUCUGUCUCUCUCUGUCUGUCUGUCUCUGUCUGCCUGUCUGUCCCUCUCUGUCUGUCUGUCUGUCCCUCUCUGCCUGUCUGUCCCUCUCUGUCUGCCUGUCUGUCCCUCUCUGUCUCUCUCUGCCUGUCCCUCUCUGUCUGUCUGUCUGUCUCUCUCUGUCUCUCUCUGUCUGUCUGUCCCUCUCUGUCUGCCUCUGUCCCUCUCUGUCUGUCUCUGUCUCUCUCUGCCUGUCUGUCUGUCUCUGUCUCUCUCUGCCUGUCUGUCUGUCCCUCUGUCUGUCUUUCUCUGUCUGUCUGUCUCUCUCUGUCUGUCUGUCCGUCUCUGUCUGCCUGUCUGUCUGUCUGUCUGUCCCUCUCUGUCUGCUGUCUCUGCCCCCCUGUCUGUGAUCCUCUGGUGUUUCCUGUGGGGGCCUGGGCCAUCAUCGUUCCUUUUCACUUCCUCGCUGAUCUGCACAUUGGCUCCAGGCCAGAGCUGACCAUCCCAGACCAGACCACAUGUGUCAAUAAAUCCGACUAUUGUGGGACACCUCUCUAUAAUGUGACCCACACCCUCCACUGACCCAGGAGUGGACAGGUACCACCCACACUGACCCAGGACAGAACAGAUACCACCCACACUAACCCAAGAGAGCACAGAUACGACUCACACUCACCCAGGACUGGAUAUGUACCACCCACACAGACCCAGGACAGAAUAGGCACCACCCACACUGACCCAGGACAGAACAGAUACCACCCACACUAACCCAAGAGAGCACAGAUACGACUCACACUCACCCAGGACAGAAUAGGCACCACCCACACUCACCCAAGAGAGCACAGAUACGACUCACACUCACCCAGGACAGAAUAGGCACCACCCACACUCACCCAGGACAGGACAGAUACCACCCACACUAACCCAAGAGAGCAUAGAUACGACUCACACUCACCCAGGACUGGACAGGUACAGCCCACACUGACCCAGAGCAGGACAAGUGCCUCCCACACCCUCCUGGACUGAUGCUAUCCAUCAUUUCUGCUGGCAUAGUGUAACCCCAGCACAGAACCACUAACACUUUCCACAGAACCCUACAACCACCUUCAGUGUCUGACAACAAUCAAGUGACAACAUUCGAACAGUCACUUCUGUGGGUGAAUUUAUUAACCUUACCUGUAACAUGCAAGUGAUGAAGUAUCAGCAGACAGAAUGCUCCGGAACUGUGCGUAAGAGUGCAAUUAUUUUUUGGGAUUCAGGACACUCUGGUCAGGUGACCUCACCUCCGGGGAGCAUUGUGAGCAGGAAGCCCUCAAGCUGAAUAAAGUAGCAUUAGGGUUAAAGUAGCAAGCACACGGAGAACACAGAUUAUGGAACACACCUCCUCCGAGACAGGGACAGAGUGACACUGUCCCUUCACACACUCCCGGGGUCACACAAAGAGUGAAGCUCCCUCCACACCGUCCCAUCACACACUCCCGGGGUCAGACACAGAGUGAAGCUCCCUCCACACUGUCCCAUCACACACUCCCGGGGUCAGACACAGAGUGAAGCUCCCUCCACACCACCCCAUCACACGCUCCUGAGGUCAGACACAGAGUGAAACUCUCUCCACACCGUCCCACCACACACUCCUGAACCCCCCAACACUGUCCCAUCACACACUCCCGGGGUCAGACACAGAGUGAAGCUUCCCCCACACAACCCCAUCACACACACCCGGGAUCAGACACAGAGUGAAGCUCCCUCCACACCGUCCCAUCACACACUCCCGGGGUCAGACACAGAGUGAAUCUCCCUCCACACUGUCCCAUCACGCACUCCCAGGGUCACACACAGAGUGAAGCUCCCUCCACACUGUCCCAUCACGCACUCCCGGGGUCAGACACAGGGUGAAGCUCUCUCCACACUGUCCCAUCACACACUCCCGGGGUCAGACACAGAGUGAAGCUCCCUCUACACCACCCCAUCACACGCUCCUGAGGUCAGACACAGAGUGAAACUCUCUCCACACCGUCCCACCACACACUCCUGAACCCCCCAACACUGUCCCAUCACACACACCCGGGAUCAGACACAGAGUGAAGCUUCCCCCACACAACCCCAUCACACACACCCGGGAUCAGACACAGAGUGAAGCUCCCUUCACACCGUCCCAUCACACACUCCCGGGGUCAGACACAGAGUGAAGCUCCCUCCUCACUGUCCCAUCACACACUCUGGGGAUCCAUAUUGUCAAGGUAGCCCAUGCUGUGGGCUCUGUUAAGAUCAUGGCUCAGGCCUACUUGUAGGGAUUGAUUUGGUACAGAGAGGGUAGUGGGGAGUGAGGUUUGGAUUAUGACCAGGAUGUGGGAGAGUUUAGGCUUCCACUUCAGUUUCUGUGGUCAGUGCCAGCAACUCAGACUUGUGACAAAUGACACCUGUGAUGGGUGUUGGGCCGGGCUGGCAAGCACUCUGAAUAAUCCUGGGUGAGGAUGAGGCCUGUUUCUUCCCUUUGUCAGCAAUUCCCCUCAGAUCAGCGGGUCCGGGGGCCUGGGGCCUGUGCAGUCAGGAGGCAUAGGUACAGACUCCCUCGCUACACGAGUGGCAAGUCUGCAGUUUGAGGCCUGCUGUUUGGAUCCUGCCUUUGGCAAGUGCUGGAGUCAAUACUGACGAUCGAAACCUGAAGUUUGAAGACCAAAAUCGACAAGUCUGGAUGUGGAAGGUGAUUGCCGACGGCCUUUGGGGAAGAUUAAGGCCCAAUUUCUGCAAUUCCGAGUCCUCUGGAGGCUAGGAGAUGGAACGUCCUGCUGUGGAGGACCAUUGGUGUAUCAGAGUGCGUGGAAUGGAGGAAGGGGGCUCCUCUGCUGUUAAUGUUCCAUUGCUGUUGUUGUGUUCCUGUUCUGCUGAACAUUGAGGAAAUGUUAGGAAAUGUGACACUUUGCCCCUGCUCCCCAAUGCCAAGGGUCGUGGAAUACUACAGCAGAGAAACAGACCAUUCAGCCCAUUCAGUCUGUCCCAUUGACCUGCUCCUGGACCAGAGAUCUCCAUACCCCUCCUAUCCAUGUACCUAUCCAAAUUUCUCUGAAACGUUGAACUCGGCCCUGCAUCCACCACCUGUUUGGGCAGCUCGUUCCACACUCUGAAUGAAGAAGUUCCCUUAAACAUUCCACCUUUCACAGUUCUAGCCCCACCCAAUCUCCGUGGACAAAGCCUGCUUGAUUUAACCCCUCAUAAUGCUGUAUACCUUGAUCAAAUGUCCCCUCAAUCUUCUGCUUUCUAGCAAAUAAAGUUAUAACCUAUUCACUCUUUUCUUAUAACUCAGGACCUCCAGACCUGGCAACAUCUUUGUAAAUUUUCUCUGAACUCUUUCAGUCUAAUUAAUACCUUUCCUGAAGGCAGCUGACCAGAACUACACAUGAUACAUCAAAUUAGGGCUCAGCAACGUCUUACAGAACCUCAACAUGACGUCACAUCUGUCCUCAAAACACUGAUUUAUGGAGGUCAAUGUGCCUUUCUUGACCCUGUGACACCACUUCUAAGGAGUUAUGGAUCUGUAUUCCCAGAUCCCUCUGUUCUACCGCACUCCUCAAUGUCCUAUCGCUCACCGUGUAAGACCUACCCUGGUUUGUCCUCCCAAAGUGGAAACCCCAUAGUGUCUGCAUUCAAUUCCAUCUGCCAUUUUGCGGUCCAUUUUCCCAGCUGGUCCAGAUCCCACUGCAAGCUUUGAUAGUCUUCCUUGCUGUCCACUACAUCCCCAAUCUUGGCGUCAUACACAAAUUUGCUGAUCCAGUUUACCACACUAUCAAGAAUUUCAGGUUGUGUACAGUAUACAUUCUCCGAUAUUAAAUGGAACCAUUGAAUUGAUACAGAUGACCAACAACAACAGACCUAGAAUAAUCCCUGUGUCACUCCACUAGUCACAGGCCUCCAGUCAGAGAGGCAACCCUCUACUACCACUCUCUGGUUUCACCCACAAAGCCAAUGUCUUAUCCAAUUUACUACAUCAUUUUGAAUGAAGAGCAACUGAAGCUUCUUGAUCAACCUCCCAUGUGGGACCUUGUCAAAUCGCUUGUUGUCCAUGUAGACAACAUCAUCAGCCUUGGCUUCAUCCACUUUCCUGGUAACUUCCUCAUAAAACUCUAUCAGAUUGGUUACACAUGACCUACCAUGCACAAAGCCAUGCUGACUAUCCCUAAACAAUCCCUGUCUAUCCAAAUACUUACUAAUCCAGUCCCUUAGAAUACCGUCCAGUAACUUUCCCACUACUGAUGUCAGGCUCACUGGCCAAUAGUUUCCUGGUUUGUUUUUAGAGCCUGUCUUAAACAACAGAACAACAUUAGCUAUCCUCCAGCACUUUAUGCAUGACUAAGAAUGUUUUAAAUAUCUCCGCUAGGGCCCCUGCAAUUUCUGAACUAUCCUCCUACAAGAUCUGAGGGAACAUAUUGUCAGGCCCUGGGGAUUUAUGCACCAUAACUUACCCCAAGACAGCAACCACUGUAAUCGGUACAGGGUCCAUGACCUCUAAACUCAGAGACCAUCAACCGAGUAAAUACAGAUGCAAAAUAUCCAGUUAAGGUCAUUUGGCUCCAUGCAGAGAUUGUCAUUCUGACCUUUCAGAGGACCAAUUUGUUAUCCUCUUGCUCUUAAUAUUCAUGUAGAAUCCCUUCACCUUGUCUGCCAGAGCCACCUUAUGCCCACUUCUAGUCCUCCUGAUUCCUUUCCCAAAUGCUGUCUUGCAUUUCUGGUACUCAUUUGUUCCUGCCUGCCUACACCUGCUAUGCAUCUCCUUUUUCUUUACCAGGGCCUCAAUACCACUGAAAAACCAAGGUUUUCCAAACGUGUUAUUCUUGCCUUUUAUUCGGAUACAAACAUAAAAGUGCUGUACUCUCAAAAUUUCCAUUUUGAAGGCCUCCCACUUGCCAGAUCCUUUCUGAUGCAAUGGGAAUCGGCCUUUCUCCAAUUUAAAACCUCAAUCCGAGGACCCAGACUAUCCACUCCAUAAUUACCUUGAAACUGAUGGCAUUAUGAUCACUAAGUCCAAAGUGUUGCCUUAUACAUUUCAUGUUCAGUUUAAUUGUCACUGAAUCACACACAUGUAUGCAUUCCACUGGGACCAAGAUGCAAAAUACAGUAUAUAUAGUCACACACAACACAUACAGUUAUAAAACCAUAAAACAUAGGAACAGAAUUAGGCCAUUUGGGCCAUCAAGUCUGCUCCGCUAUUUCAUCAUGGCUCAUAAAAUUCUCCUCAGCCCCAAUCUCCUGCUUUCUCCCUGUAUCCAUUCAUGCAGUGACCAAAAGAAUCUAUCAACUUCUGUCUUAAAUAUACAUGGACUUGGCCUCCACAGCUGCCUGAGGCAAAGAAUUCCACAGAUUCAUCACUCUCUGGCUAUAGAAAUUCUUCCUCAUCUUUGUUCUAAAGGGACACACAUCUUUUCUGAUGCUGUGUCCUCUGAUCUUAGACAUUCCCACCAUGGAAACGUCCUCUCCACAUCCACUCUAUCAAGGCCUUUCACCAUUCAAUAGGUUUCAUUUAGGUCAUCCCUCAUUGUUCUGAAUUCCAGUGAAUACAAGCCCAGAAACACCUGACAAUCAUCAUAUGACAAGCCAUUCAACCCUGGAAUCAUUUUCAUGAACUUCUUUCAACCUUCUCCAGUGUCAGCACAUCCUUUCUAAGACAAAGGGCCCAAAACUGCUCACAAUAUCCCAAGUGAGGCCUCACCAGUGCUCUAUAAAGUCUCCUCAUUACAUCUUUGUGUUUAUAUUCUAGUUCACUUGAAAUGAAUGCUAACAUUGCAUUUGCCUUCCUCACCACUGCCUCAACCUGCAAAUUAACCUUUAGGGAAUCCUGCACAAGUCCCUUUGCAUUUCAGGUUUGUUUUGUCUCUCCAUUUAGAAAAUAGUGAAGCUUUUCAUUUCUUCUAACAAAGUGAAUGACUAUACACUUCCCAACACUGUAUUCCAUCUGCCAUUUCUUUGCCCAUUCUCCUAAUCUGUCUAAAUCCUUCUGUAGCCUCUUUACUUCCUCAAAACUACCUGCCCCCCACCUAUCUUCAUAUCAUCUGCAAACUUAGCAACAAAGUCAUCAACUCCAACACCCAAAUCAUUGACAAAGAACAUAAAAAGUAUCGGUCCCAUCACAGACCCCUGUGGAACACCACUAAUUACCAGCAACCAGCCAGAAAAAGCACCUUUAUUCCCACUCUUUGCCUCCUGCCAAUCAGCCACUGCUUUAUCCAUGCUAGAAACGUUCCUGUAAUACCAUGGGCUCAAAGCUUGUUAAACAACCUCAUGUGUGGCACCUUGUCUGAGACCUGAAAAUCCAAGUUCACAUCAACUGAUUCUCCUUUGUCUAUCCUACUUGUUAUGUCUUCAAAGAAUUCCAACAGAUCUGUCAGGCAAGAUUUUCCUUUGAAGAAACCAUGCUGAAUUUGGCCUAUUUUAUCAUGUGCCUCCAAGUACCCUGAGACCUGUAGUUCCCUUUCUCUGCCUCUUUCCCUUCUUGAAGAGUUAGACUAAUAUUUGCAAUUUUCCAGUCUUCUGGAACCAUUCCAGAAUCUAGUGAUUCUUGAAAAAUCAUUAGUAAUGCCUCCACAAUCUCUUCAGCCACAUCUUUCAGAGCACUGAGGUGUAUACCAUCUGGUCCAGCUGACUUAUCUACCUUCAGACCUGUCAGUUUCCCAGGAACCUUCUCUCUAGUAAUGGUAACUUCACACACCUCAUGACCCCUGACACCUGGAACUUACACCAAACUGCCAGUGUCUUCCACAGUGAAGAUUGACGCAAUCAGUUCAUCCAUCGUUUCCUCACCCCCCCCCCCCCCCCGGCCACACACACACCACUACUACCUCUCCAGCAUAGUUUUCCAGCGGUCUGAUAUCCACUGUCACCUCUCUUUUACACUUUAUGUAUCUGAAAAAACUUCUGGUAUCCUCAUUAAUAUUAUUGGCAAGCUUACUUUCGUAUUCCAUCUUUACCUUCUUAACGACUUUUUAGUUGGCUGCUGUUGUUUUUUAAAAGCUCACCAAUCCUCUAACUUCUCACUAAGUUUUGCUCUAUUAUAUGCCCCGUCAUUGGCUUUUAUGUUGGCUUUGACUUCUCUUGUUAGCCAUGGUUGUGUCAUCUUACCUUUAGACUACCUCUUCCUCUUUGGGAUGUAUAUAUCCUGCGCCAUCCAAAUUGUUUCCAGAAACUCCAGCCAUUGCUGCUCUGCCAUCAUCCCUGCCAGUGUUCUUUUCCAAUCAAUUCUGGCCAGCUCCUCUCUCAUGCCUCUGUAAUUCCCUUUACUGCACUGUAAUACUGAUAGAUCUGAGUUUAGUUUCUCCUUCCUAAAUCCAACACAUACAGUGACAAAAUAAUAUUAACAGAAGUCCUUGAGUGACAUGGCCUGAAUUAUUGACUGAUUGACACAAAGUGCAAUGUGCACGUUUAUACAAGAUAUAGGAGAAAAUUAGGCCACUUGUCCCGUCGAGUCUGCUCUGCCAUUCUAUCAUGGCUGAUCUAUUAUCCUUCUCUACCCCAUUCUCCUGCCUCUCUCUCUCUGUAACAUUUGAGAGGACCUAUCAACCUUUGCUUUAAAUACACGCAGUGACUUGGUCUCCACAGCUGUCUGUGGUGAUGAAUUUCACAGAUUCACCACCUCUGGCUGAGGAAAUUCCUCCUCAUCUCUGUUCUAAAUGGACAUCUCUCUAUUCUGAGGCUGUACCCUCUUGUCCUAGACUCUCCAACUAUAGGAAACAUCCUCUUCACAUCCAAACAACAGGAAUUCACAUCCAGCCUAUUUCGGCCUCUCAACAUUCAAUAGGUUUCAAUGAGUUAACCCCACCCCACCCCGUUCUUCUAAACUCCAGCCAGUACAGGCUCAGAGCCAUCAUGUAUUCCUCAUACAUUAACCCUUUCAUUCUCAAACCUCCUCUGGACCCGGUCCAAUGUCAGCACGUCUUUUCUGAGAUAAGGGGCCCAAUACUCUGUGUGGUCUGACCAAUGCCUCAGCAUUACACUCGGGCUUUUACAUUCUAGAUCUCUCAAAAUUAAUACCAACAUUGCAUUUGCCUUCCUUGCUAUUAACUCAACCUGCAAUUUUACCCUUAGGGAAUCCUGCACAAACUCUCCCAAUUCCCUUUGUAACUCUGAUUUUUAAAGUUUCUGCCCAGUUAGUACAUAGUCCACACCUUUAUUCCUCCUGUCAAAGUGCAUGACCAUACACUUCCCUACAGUAUAUUCUAUCUGCCACUUCUUUACCAAUUCUCCCAAUCUGUCCAAGUUCUUCUGCAGCCUCUUUGCUUCCUCAACACAACCUAUCGCUCCACACAUCUUCGUAUCAGCUGCAAACCUGGCCACAAAGCCAUCCAAAUCAUUGACAUAUAACAUAAAAAGAACUGAUCCCAACACCAACCACUGUGGAACAUCAUUAAUUACCAGCAGCCAAUCAGAAAAAGCUCUUUUUAUUCCCACUCUGCCUCCUGCCAAUCAGCAAUUCUGGUAUAUUUCCUGUCAUACCAUGGACUCUAUUAUUAAGCGGUCUCAUUUGUAGCAUCUUGUCAAAGGCCUUCUGAAAAUGCAAGUAAAUGACAUCCACUGACUCCUUUGUCCAUCCCGCCUUUUAUUUCCUGAAAGAAUUCCCACUGGUUUCUCAGCCAAGAUUUCCCCUUAAGGAAGCCUUGCUGACUUUGGCCUACUUUAUCAAGUGCCUCUAAAUACUUAGUAAUGGACUCCAACAUCUUCCCAGCCACUGAAGCCAGCAGAACUGGCCUAUAGUUUUCUUUCUCUUGCCUCCCUCUCUUCUUAAAGUGGAGUGACAUUUGCAAUUUUCUAGUCCCCCGGAGCCAUUCCAGAAUCUAGUGAUUCAUGAAAGAUCAUUACUAAUGCUUGCACAAUCUUUACAGCCACCUCUUUCAGAACCCUGGGGUGUGCUGAUCCAGGUGACUGACUUACCUUUAGACCUUUCAUCCUUCCAAGCACCUUCUCCUUAGUAAUAGCAACUACACUCUCUUCCACCCCCCGACACUCUUGAAUUUCUGGCACACUGUGAGUGUCUUCCAUGGUGAAGACUGACUGAAAUCAUCCACCAUUUCCUGUCCUUCAUUACUACCUCUCCAGGGUGAUUUUCCAGCAACCUGAUAUCCACUUUUGUCUCUCUUUCAUUCUUCAGAUAUCUGAAAAAAACAUUUGGUUUUCUCUUUUUCAUUAUUGGUUAGCAUACCUUCAUAAUUCCUCUAUCUCUCCUUAUGGAUUUUUAGUUGGUUUUUAAAAGCUUCACAAUCCUCUAACUUUCCACUAUUUGUUGUUAUAUUCCCUCUCUUUUCCUUUUAUAGUGUCUGACUUCCCUUGUCAGUGUCAUCGUCUCAUUAGAAUACAUCUUCAUCUUUGGAAUCCUGCACCUUCCGAAAUGCUCCCAGAAACUCCAGCCACUUCUUUUCUGCCAUCAUCCCCAUCAGUAUUCCCCUUCCAGUCAACCUUGGCCAUCUCCUCUCUCAAGCCUCUGUAAUUCCCUUAACUCCACUGUAAUACUGAUACAUCUGACUUUAUCUCCUCUCUCUCUCUCAAACUCAGGGUGAAGUCUGUCAUAUUAUGAUCACUACCUUCCAAGAGUUCCUUUACCUUAAGAUCCAUAAUCAAAUCUGGUUCAUUACCCAACCCCAAAUCCAGAAAUGCCUUUCCCCUCGUGGGCUCAACCACAAGCCACUCUGCAAAGAUAUUUCACAGACAUUCUACAAAUUCCCUCACUCAGUAUCCAGCACCAACCUGAUUUUCCCAAUCUACCUGCAUAUUGAAAACAACUAUGAGGAUCGUAACAUUGCUCUUUUGACAUGCAUUUUCUAUCUCCUGUUGUACCUUGUAGUGCACAUCCUGGCCACUGUUUGGAGGCCUGAACGUAACUCCCAUCAGGGUCUUUUUACCCUUGCAGUUUCUUAACUCUACCCACAAGGAUUCUACAUCUUCCAUUCCUAUGUCACCUCUUUCUAAAGAUUUGAUUUCUUUUUUGUACCAGUAGAACCAUACCAGCCCCUCUCCCUACCUAUCUGCCCCUUUGAUACAAUGUGUAUCCUUGGAUUUUAAGCUCCCAACUAUAAUCUUCUUUCAGUCACAGCUCAGUGAUACCCAGAACAUCAUAGCUGCCAACCUCUAACUGCGCUACAAGAUCAUCUGCCUUACUCCGUAUACUGUGUGCUUUCCAAUAUUACACCUUCAGUCCUGCAUCCGUCACCCUUUUUCAUUUUCCCCUUGUUACACUUUAACAUCCCACACACUGCAAUCUUGCUUUAUCUGCCUGUCCUUCCUGACAGUCUCACUGCACACUGCCCCCUGUCCUGUCCUCAGGCCUGUCACUCUGGUUCCCAUCCCCCUGCCUAUUUAGUUUAAACCCUCCUGAACAGCUCUAGCAAACUUGCCCAUAAGGAUAUCGGACCCCUAGGGUUUAGGCAUAAUCUGCACCUUUUGUACAGGUCACACCUUCCCCAGAAGCCAUCCUGAUGAUCCAGAAAUCUGAAACCUGCCCCUGUACCAGUUCCUCAUUCGCACAUUCGUCUACUCCUCUAACUAUAGAAUCCACUAUCACUACUGCAGUUCUCCUCUCCCCGCUUCAUUUCUGAGCCACAGCACCAGUCUUGGUACCAGAGACCCAGUGACGCAACUGCCCCCAUCAACAGUCUCCAAAGUGGUAUAAUUAUUAUUGAGGGGAAUGGCCACGGGGUACUCUGCUCUGGGGGCAUAUUCCCUUCCCACUCCUGACAGUCACCCAGGUACCUGCCUCCUGCAGCUUAGGGGUGACUGUAGCUGCUAUCUCUCCUCACUUAAGUCUUUCAGACACAGAGUGAAACUCCCUCUGCACCGUCCCAUCACAAACUCCUUCCACACUGUCCCAUCAAACACUCCCAGGGUCAGAUACAGAGUGAAGCUCCCUCCACACUGUCCCAUCACACACACAGGUGGUCAGACACAGGGUGAAACUCCUUCCACACUGUCCCAUCACACACUCCCGGGGUCAGACACAGAGUGAAACU
Mobula hypostoma (lesser devil ray) is the source of this 13005-nucleotide messenger RNA. It is a transcript of the gene serpinf1, whose product is annotated as serpin peptidase inhibitor, clade F (alpha-2 antiplasmin, pigment epithelium derived factor), member 1. Bases 439 to 1719 code for a protein of 426 amino acids. Gene Ontology annotation, biological process: negative regulation of angiogenesis; negative regulation of endopeptidase activity. The transcript is spliced from 8 exons. The record is from RefSeq and is a predicted model, not a curated record. NCBI's taxonomy places the organism in Eukaryota, Metazoa, Chordata, Chondrichthyes, Myliobatiformes, Myliobatidae. Gene Ontology annotation, molecular function: serine-type endopeptidase inhibitor activity.